Messenger RNA from Dentiscutata heterogama, 401 nucleotides. The record is from the annotation of a GenBank genome assembly. NCBI's taxonomy places the organism in Eukaryota, Fungi, Glomeromycota, Glomeromycetes, Diversisporales, Gigasporaceae.
GUAUUCGCCACGCUUUAAUUAAUCCCGAACAAGACGAUCAACAAUUCAAGUGUCCAAAUUGUCAAUCUCAUUUGGUGCCUGAUGAAUUAGUACCAAACAAGGCAGCGCGGGAAGCAGUCGAUGGUCAUCUAAGGGAUUGGGCUAGACGUAGAAAUGAACCUACUGCUCCAGAAACUCAUGAGGAAGAUGAAAGAAAUACUAUGGAAAUGUUAGAAGACCCGUUGGUAGUAAACAAUAAUGUAGAUCUCUCGGUAGAAAAAGAUACCACAGAAUCCUUAAAUGAGCUUAUGAUAAAAACAGAAGAAAAGGAAAAAAGCACGAGUGGUUUAUCAGAGACGGUACUUGAUAAUACAGAAAAUUCUAGUCAAUCACCCCAAAUUUCAAAAGCAAAGGUCGAGUCG